GACAUUGUGGAUAAUAUAGCUUUACUGAGGAUAGGAGAAUGGCCUGUAGAUCACGUGAAGUUUUUUCUUUCAAAGACUUGGAGCUUCCCUCUCACCUUCUUGCUCAGCUCAACAUCCUCCGGCAGGAGCGCAUCCUAACAGACGUCCUGCUUUGCACCGAGCACCGGGAGAUCCCGUGCCAUCGAAACAUCCUGGUCUCCAGCAGCCCAUACUUCCGUGCCAUGUUCUGCAGCAACUUUCUGGAAAGCAGCCAGGCCCGUGUGGACUUGAAGGGAAUCUCAUCAGAUGUCCUCAGUGGCAUAGUGGACUAUGUCUACACAGGCACCAUCACUAUUACCAUGGAGAUUGUGCUCCCACUCAUGCAAGCAGCAUCUAUGCUUCACUAUGGACGUCUCUUUGAGGCCUGCUCGAUGUUCCUCCAAGAGCAGCUCAGUCCAGACAACUGUCUGAGCAUGAUACGCCUGUCCGAGAUUCUUCACUGUGAGAGUUUGAAGGAGAGGGCGAAGGAGAUGGCUGUGAGGUGUUUCUCUGAUGUAGCUGCCACAGAAGACUUCUGUGAGUUAUCCCUUCCUGAGCUGAUGUGUUACCUGGAAGACGACCGACUUUGUGCAGAGGAAGAGCAGGUGUUUGAGACCCUCUUGGCAUGGAUCCACCAUGACCCGUUCUCACGGCGUGGUGCUAUCCACGAUCUCUUCAAGAAAGUUCGUCUUCGCUACAUCCACCCAACUUACCUGUUCCAGUUUAUUGCUAAUGAUCCGCUGGUGCAGUCCUCCACCCUUUGUACUGAGAUAAUUGAGUCAGUGCGCCGCCUCAUGCUCUCUGUCAGCACCAAGUGUAGCCGUGAGCUCAAGCCACUUUGGACCACACCACGGCGUUACACCUGCAGGGAAACGCUGGUGGUGGUUGGAGGACGCAAAAACAACGAGCAGACAUCACGAGAAGCUUUGCUAUACGAUGAGAGGACCCAGCGUUGGCAGUGGCUGGCCAAACUGCCUCUGCGCCUCUACAAGGCAGCAUAUGUUUGUAUUCAUAGCAUCCUCUAUGUGCUUGGUGGGCUCAGCCUCUGCAUGGCAUCAGGCGACAGCUCAGUCAGUGCUACAGUUUAUACGCUCUCCCUCAAGACCAACCAGUGGCGGACUGCUGAGCCUAUGUUGGAGCCACGAUAUGCCCACCAAAGUGUGUCCUAUCUCCACUUUAUUUUUGUCCUAGGGGGCAUUGGGGUAGACAAACAAAUCUCCCAGUCAGUAGAGAGGUAUAACAGUAUGUUUAAUCAAUGGGAGGCCAUGGCACCAAUGCCUACACCGGUGCUGCACCCAGCGGUUGCAGCCAGUGAUCAAAGGAUCUAUGUUUUUGGAGGGGAGGACUCCAUGCAGAACCCAGUCAGGCUGAUUCAGGUCUAUCACAUCUCUCGCAACCUGUGGUCCAGGCUAGAGACACGGACAGUGAAGAAUGUUUGUGCUCCUGCUGCCGUCAUCGAGGACAAGAUCUACAUCAUAGGAGGAUACACCAGACGAAUGAUUGCGUAUGACACCAAAGCCAACAAAUUUGUCAAAUGUGAGAAUCUGAAGGAACGAAGGAUGCAUCACAGCGCCACAGUGAUAAACAACAAGCUCUAUGUGACCGGUGGACGCUUCCUUAAUGGCCACGACGUCAUCGAGGACUCGGACUGCUUUGAGUGUUAUGACCCCAAGACAGACGUGUGGACCUCGAAGGGCUCUCUGCCCUACAAGUUGUUUGACCAUGGCUCCCUGCCAUUAGUCUGUGUUUCCAACAGACCCAAUCCACCAUGA
Myripristis murdjan (pinecone soldierfish) is the source of this 1790-nucleotide messenger RNA. RefSeq names its product kelch-like family member 38a (gene klhl38a). The transcript is spliced from 4 exons. The record is from RefSeq and is a predicted model, not a curated record. Lineage: Eukaryota; Metazoa; Chordata; Actinopteri; Holocentriformes; Holocentridae. Gene Ontology annotation, molecular function: protein binding. Bases 39 to 1790 code for a protein of 583 amino acids.